Danio aesculapii is the source of this 1642-nucleotide messenger RNA. RefSeq lists its product as uncharacterized. The transcript has 5 exons. The coding region runs from base 1 to 1470 and encodes 489 amino acids. NCBI's taxonomy places the organism in Eukaryota, Metazoa, Chordata, Actinopteri, Cypriniformes, Danionidae. The record is from RefSeq and is a predicted model, not a curated record.
AUGACUAUUGUUUUCAGGGCAAACGACUACUACCUCAAUAACUUUCCUCAAAGACAAGUUUCAGGAUGCUACAGUGAGGUGAACAUUUUGGUUCUUAGUGAAAUCACUACCAAGUCUGUGUCAAUGAAUCUGCGGCGCUCCACAAUCCUCAAAGGCCGACAGCAAGAGCCUAAAAAUGUGAAAGGCUCUGAGAGCAUCACUGUGCUGUUGAGUGACACCGACUCCAGCAAAUCAGAGAGUAUUGAAGAAAUAAUAGACCAAGUGUCUGUUGUUCGUGAUAUGAAGCAGCCAGUAAGAAAGUAUAAAGCUGCUGCUUCAAGACGAGCAUGUAAAAAGAGGCUUUCUGUUGUAGAAUCACAGCAUGAUUCGGUUCAGAAGAUCUCACUGGCUGUUGGGGCUAUGGCCGAGGACACUUUAGAGGAACUCAGGUUGAUGUCGAACAAAUGUGAGACCGAGUUGAGGCCUACAAGUCCUGUUCAUUCACGAGAAGAACUUGUUGUAUCGGAUGAUUCCAGUAGCGAUCAUACUGUAAAUUCAGGCCCCAGCUCGCCCUCUCGACCUGUUGAUAAUAUAAGAUGCAGAGAAUGUGAGAGACUUUUCACCAAAGUCAGAAGAUGGCCAAGCCCUAAUAAGAAAAGGAGAGAUAAAAAUCCAGCAUCUUUAUCUUGUGAUAUGUGGAUUCUGCUUAAAAAGCGUCACCCUCAGAGACGCCGUCAUCGGGAGAAGGGGUUAUUGUGGACAAGCUUGAGUCACAUCAGGAAGAUGUUGGCACAAGGCUCCGGUUCUUCAGUCAUCAACAGAACUUGGAUGAAGUGCUCCAGACCUCAUGUGUUUCAGCAGAGGAUUUUGCGUCGCUGCAAGUAUCUAACCUCCAUUCAGACCGACCUGUCUAUUACCCGAGCAAAGCCACGACAUCGAAAGAGGCCGCGAGUGGUCUUUCCACCCGUUGCCGGCUGGAACUCCUCUGUGAAAAGAAGGCCUUCAGUGAACAACACAUUUCUCCAGAAGCUUUCUCCAUUCAACCUCAGUGUCAGAGAAGCACAGGAGGAUGAACUCCAUGCAGAAGACAAGUUUUCAAAAUCAAACCAAAAGAACUCCAGCAAUCAGAAGAGCGCUAAUGCCAAGGGCAAAAUGAGGGAGCUGGAAGUGUGUGAUGGCAUAGACGUAACACGCCGGGUGCUGAAGUUUGAUGGACAAUUGCAAACCAUGGAGCGGAGGAAAAGCCCACGGCAGCGGCAUGAGCAUGAAGAGAUUCAUGAAUCCCAGAUUGAGCUGCAGGACGAGUCGUCUGAGGAUUCCGAUUGGUUCAAGACGCCCACAGAUCUGUUCAGUGUGAAGCCCAAGAUCAAACAGGGGAACCAGAAGAAAGUCUCUGACCCAAAACCCAAUGCGCAGAAACCGAACUUCAUGUCCUUGUUGGCCACAAUGGUGAAGAAACAGAACCAGAUUAUUAGGGAGUCCUGCAAUUGAGUCUGCAGAGAAGCUCUGUAAGUAGUUUUGUUAGUUGUUUUGUGAUUGAAGAAACGUGCAUCACUGCUGCCGAGUUUUUGUUCAUUUUAUAAAUGGAUAGAUUUGUAAGUUCAGAUAUUUAUUGUGUUGUUCUUUUAUUUGUGCUCGAACACUGGCAUUUUGUGUGAGUAAA